This is a messenger RNA of Aspergillus caelatus, 828 nucleotides long. RefSeq names its product ubiquitin-conjugating enzyme E2-binding protein. The record is from RefSeq and is a predicted model, not a curated record. Lineage: Eukaryota; Fungi; Ascomycota; Eurotiomycetes; Eurotiales; Aspergillaceae. Gene Ontology annotation, biological process: protein autoubiquitination; proteasome-mediated ubiquitin-dependent protein catabolic process; protein monoubiquitination. Gene Ontology annotation, cellular component: ubiquitin ligase complex; cytosol; nucleus. Gene Ontology annotation, molecular function: ubiquitin conjugating enzyme binding; ubiquitin protein ligase activity; cyclin binding. The coding region runs from base 43 to 585 and encodes 180 amino acids. The transcript is spliced from 2 exons.
GUUGAGACAAACAGUACAACAGCCUCUUCAACAGAAGCACAGAUGGAGUUGCUUUGCAAGAAUUGCAAUAGCCUAGUGGGUGUUGAAGAUACAGUUGCUAAAGGAUGGCGACUAUUCAAAACAAGCUUAUCUGCAAGCAAGCAGCUGUCGGAAGGUGAUUGCAAGAGCCUAGGAUGGGAAAGCCAUCCUUUAGAGGUGGUUGUAGCAGCACAAUUGUUAGAGUUGAUUGAAAGAGAAAGUGCUCGACGAUUUGUUCUCCACUGCGGACGAGGGGAUGGGCUACUAAUCUGGGUCUUCAAUCCGGACAUGCGAUAUUCGAAUUCUAGCUCGGAUCAUAGUAUAACUGCGCAGCGGGCCAUGAAAAUCCUUUUCCAGGAUGUUAUCGAUGUGGAUGGGAUGCUUCAUCCGGAUCGUGGCAAGGCGUCAUCUUUGUCCCUGGAGGAACUUCGACUGCCACCCGGUGUCUUCUCUGCUAUCUCAGAAACCUUGAUAAGUAGGAAUAGGAUGCUACCAAAGUCAGCAAGGGAGUUUCGAGGAUGGAAGGUUGGCAUCAUGCAUCGGCAUGACCGGACAAAGAAUGUUUGAGAAGAGAUAGUUGUGAAGUGAGUUGGUAUGUUUCGUUUGUCGACAAAACAUCGUCAGGUACCUUAUUCCUCUUUGGGAAUGCAGGCCGAUGUCACUGGACCACAUUCCCAUUCCCAUUUCCAGGGCGAAUUGACUUCCUUCUACUCCAUACUCUACAUUCCGUUGAUCUCUUGGCACUGUCACUUUGGUAUUCAUCCAUCGAUUCAUUCCCUCACUGGCUUAACCUCUAAUGUAUCUCUUUAG